Molecule: messenger RNA, 2495 nt
Organism: Oryzias latipes (Japanese medaka)
Lineage: Eukaryota; Metazoa; Chordata; Actinopteri; Beloniformes; Adrianichthyidae
Source: RefSeq, a predicted model, not a curated record
GCUCACGUGGUACCAUGAGGUCAAAGGGUUUAUUUGUCAAAGAUCGUCUAUUCAGAAUGGUUUGGACAGUGCGUCACUCGAGGGGAAAACAUUGCUGAUGACAGCUGGGAGAAACCCGGGUUUGACGAUCACCGAAUUCAUCGACCUGAACACAAACGAUCUUUGACUACGUCUACGUCAUCACGUACGGACGCAAAGCACUGUGGUACCACGCUGUCAUGGCUGCGAAUAUAAACAGAAAACUGUGGUAAAAUGUCCGGAGGAAACAAAGCUGCUGAGGUUCCGCUCCAGAUGAGGCAGAACAUAGACGAGCUUCACAGCUUCAUGAGGGAGCUGGAGAGCUGGGAAGCAGACAUCAAGAAAAAGGACAACGAGCUGAGGACAGGAGGAGUUCAGGAGGUCCAGAAAAAGCUCCCCCCUGUGCGCAACAAGGACCACAGAGCAAAGAUGAAGAAGAAACAGAAGAGCAACAGCCACUCCAAGGCAGAGACGUCUGCAGAGGAGGCUUCCAGAAUUAAAGCAUACGACUAUCGCUCCUGGGACAAGUUUGAUGUGGACAAAGCCCUCGCGGAAGUGGACAAAGACGGGGGUCCAGAGGAGUCCCACGAGUCCGACUCUGAGGACGCUGCGGUGGAUCCGGAGACGGCGCUGACAGAGAAGGAAAAGGGCAACGCCUUUUUUAAGGAGGGGAAGUACGAUGAGGCCAUUGAUUGCUACACCAGAGGGAUGGAUGCAGACCCAUCCAAUCCAGUGCUUCCCACAAACCGAGCCAGCGCCUUUUUCCGGCUCAAAAAGUUCGCCGUAGCCGAGUCCGACUGCAACCUGGCCAUCGCUCUGGACGGCCGAUACGUCAAAGCGUACUGCCGGAGGGGAGCGGCUCGCUUCGCCUUGAAGAAAUAUCAGCCGGCGCUUGAGGAUUACCAGGCGGCUUUGAAACUGGAUCCCGGGAAUGUGGAAGCCCAGAACGAAGUGAAAAAAAUCCAAGAGGUCCUCGGGCAGCAGACGGGUGAUGAACGGAGCGAGCGGCAGCAGGAGGCUCCUGUUGAAAACCGGGAGCACCAGACGCUCCUGGAGGAGCAGAGGAGGCAACAGGAGGCAGUUGUGCACAAAGACCGGGGGAACGCCUAUUUUAAAGAGGGGAGGUAUGAGGCGGCCGUGGAGUGCUACACCAAAGGAAUGGAGGCCGACUGCAUGAACGUCCUUCUCCCUGCAAACCGAGCCAUGGCGUUCCUCAAACUGGAGCGGUUCAAGGAGGCAGAGGAGGACUGCAGCAGAGCCAUCUCCCUGGACAACACUUACUCCAAGGCCUUCGCUCGCCGCGGCACGGCCCGAGCGGCGCUACGGAAACCGCUGGAGGCCAAACAAGACUUUGAACGGCUGCUGGAACUGGAACCAGGGAACAAGCAGGCGCUGAACGAACUCCAGAGGCUCCAGCGCGAGUUAGAUUCCUGCGCUCUUCCUCAAGCAGACGAAGAAUCCCAGAGGAGAACAGUGGAGCCAGUCGACAAACCGGAACAUCUACGCUCAACUAAACCUCUGAGGAGGAUCACCAUCGAGGAGGUGGGCGGAGUCUCUGCACAAACAGCAGCUGAGUCCAAGUCCUCCAUCCAGGAAGUGGUGAAGGACUCUGGGGACGCGUCAUCGCCGCUGUCCACUUCCCCCAUCGCCAAGAUGAUCAAAAUAGAGGAGAUCCCAGACUCAUCCACCGGCUCCUCCGCCCGUUUCCUCAGCAGAUCGGACAGCAGACCACCGCAGGAGGACGCCGCUCCCCCUCCGCCAGCCUCCUCCUCCUCCAUAGAGACAGACCUCCCUCCUCCACCUUCCAACUGCUUCCAGCUGGAGGCCGACCUCCGGAAGAUGAGAAACCAGCCCCAAGCCGUUUACAGAUAUUUAACGCAAAUCCAGCCUGAAGCGUACCAGGAGAUUUUCCAGACCUCCCUGGAACCGGACGUCCUCAACCAGAUCCUGAAGACGCUGCACCAGUUCUUCAUCCCGAACGAGCCGCCGGCCGUCACACUGGACACCCUGAGCAGCCUGGCCAGCGUGAGACGCUUCGACAUGGCGGUCAUGUUCAUGUCGACCUCCGAGAAGAAAGUGAUUCAAGAACUGUUCCACUUCCUGCUGCAGUCACAGCUGGACCAAACGUCUGUGGAGGCCGUGAAGAAGAAAUACGGAGUGUGAUGCUUGAAUUCUGGACAGAUUUGAAUUUUGAAGCGUGAAAACAUUGUUCAGAGGUAACCGUUACUUCAUUCACUCACACAUCAGUAAACGGCGGUUUGAUGAACAGCGAUCCUAAUAGGAGAACAUCCGCACGUUUUUUCAGAACUCCUGAGCUUAUUUAGCAGAUUUGAUGGUGAAUGUGAACUGAAAGCAGUUCUGCAGGCUGAAAAACCUGAGCUGGACUGUAAGUUUGUCGUUUGAAAUGCAGUAAAACGUCCAGACAUCCGUGUUUCAUCUGCAGAAGUCAGACUAAUAAAGUUGCUUUUUGUUUUCCA